UGCAUGUCUUGUAGAUAAAAAUUGACGUCCUUAUCACACGAGUUUACUAUAGUGGUCCAUCGAAAGAGUUUCAAAAAACUCAUUCUACACUUGUGAGUUGUGAUGACAUCGUUUGAGAUGGAGGGCCUCAUAACUUAUGAUGAGGAUGGGAGUGUUAGGUUGCUGCCCGGCUACCAGUUUGAUCCUGAUGGUGAGGUUCUUGUGGAUUUCUACUUGAAGAGGAGGGCAUUUUCUCAACCUCUUCCUGUUCAAAUAAUCCCAGAAUAUGACGUGUUUCAGAGUGAGCCUUGGAGGCUACCUGGAGAUGGGAAAAAUUUUAAUGAACGAAAAUGCUUCUUCUACAAUACCAUGGGUCGUGACCUUGAAAGCCUUGACAUGAGAUUCGCAGGGAGUGGUCGAUGGAGGAUUGUGGAGAAAGGAAAUGAUAUUUCUAUCCCUCGAAACAACUACUUGAUUGGAAAAAGGAACACCUUGAUUUUCUGGGAGGUGCAAGGAGCUUUUUCUAGGAGGACCAAAUGUGUGAUGCAUGAGUUCCGCCUUGCGUUAGUAGCUAACCCAUCUAAGAUGUCGAACUGGGCUGUGUAUCGUAUAUAUAUGAACAAAGAAGAAGAAACAGUGAAGAAUGCAAGAGGUUCGAAUGGGAAGAGUUCCAACAUUGGCGAAUAUGCUACGAGUGACGAGGUCAUUGAUUUCAAUGAGGAAAGUGGUAAAAGAGGAGCAAGUUUGAGCAUGUAGGAGGGGACUCUCUCUGGCAUGAAACCUAAAUUCUAGACCAUGAUUCAAUAGCCUAAGCCCUCCCACGCCUUCGCGAUACAAGCACGAAUAUGAUUUACAAGGCCACCAUACGGGUGAAACAGA
Messenger RNA from Lotus japonicus, 858 nucleotides. Its product is annotated as NAC domain-containing protein 83-like. Gene Ontology annotation, biological process: regulation of DNA-templated transcription. Bases 103 to 735 code for a protein of 210 amino acids. Gene Ontology annotation, molecular function: DNA binding. The record is from RefSeq and is a predicted model, not a curated record. NCBI's taxonomy places the organism in Eukaryota, Viridiplantae, Streptophyta, Magnoliopsida, Fabales, Fabaceae. The transcript has 3 exons.